UGUAUGCUUGCGGAGCCAAAUAUCACAGGUCAUGCCAUGCCAAGUAUUGCCAAGAUCCCAUAAAAUGGAGAAGUCCUGACAAAGAAAAGAAAGAGAAGCAAGAAUCGAUGGUUGAAGCUCAUGCUAAUGCAUUUGCUAGUGUUUGUAAAAUUGUUGAUGAUGUGGUGCUGAAGCAACGGAACAUUUUGAUGUUAAAAAAUUUAUGUGACACAUAUAGACAUACUCUGGAGAACUCAGAUCAUAAAAAUCCUAACUUCCGUAGUGAAAACUUGAAAACAAAACUGGAGAAGCAUUAUGGAAGUCACUUAUCAUUCUGCCCCUUGGGACAAUUUCAUUCAUAUAUCCUGUACAACAGCAAUGUUGAAAUCAACCAAGUCAUGAAAUAUGCAUAUGAACUGGGCAGCAAAGACGUGAUUGAAACAGCUGGAGCUCGUCUACAUCAGGACAUCCUGAACGCUUUCAAGAAUUCUGCAGAGUUGAUGUGGCCACCAACUGCCCAAUCUCUAAUCAACUCAGACAUUGGUUUGCCUUCAUCUUUAGAAAAAUUCUUGUCUAACAUGCUAUAUGGUGCAUCGUCCCCAAGAACUGAAAAAUCCAAGCGAUUAGUGUCAUCCAUUGCUCAGGAUAUCUGUAGAGCAGCCACCAACAGUGAAUGGAAGCUCCCUAAGCAUGUUUUGAUGUGUUUGACUCUGCGACAUAUGUUCAGAAGUGAGCGUCUCGUCACCAUGCUGAACAGGUUUGGUCACUCAGAGAAUUAUGCCUUCUCACUGGAGCUGGAAACUGCUAUAGCACAGUGUGUUGAAGAUUCCUCUACGUUGCUGACUAACCAGAUUGUCCGGAAUCCUGGUCCACUGUCCCUGUUCCAUUCAGAGUUUGAUAAUUUUGACAUGUUAAUCAACGAUAUGACUGGCGGUGGUUCAGUUCACACAGCACAUGGCAUAAUGCUACAGGAAGUAUCUGGUGCAGAAGGGACUCACAGGGAAUUACCGUGUGUCCCAAAGACUGGUCGUAGGUCCCUGGAACUCAAGGAACCUGAAUUACCGGACUGCUAUGUGACAAUGAGAAAAGAUCCACGGCUGCACAUAAACCAGCUGCAUUAUCCAGAAGGGGCUACUGCACUAAUGAACUCUACCCGAAGACAAAUGCUUUGGGUCAUUGCCAGAACUGUGUACAAAAGUGGACAUAUAGUUCCUGCCUGGUCGGGUUUCCUGUCUCAGACAGGAAAGAAACCUCAACAGAUAACAGUCAUUGACUACUACCCAUCCAUGUACAAAAUGGCAGACCUGUUCUUCAGUUUUGGUGGACAGAACUAUGCAAGAUAUCUCACUUACUUUGGCGUGUUCCUUGCCAACUUGGAUGCUUCACAUCCAGGUGCUGUGGAUCUUCUGAGACUAGGAGCAUUCAGUGUAGCCCGCUCCAUGAUACCUGGAAAUCGGUGUGAUGUCGACAAAACUAUGGAGGAGACUUUCAUGAGACAUGCCAAGUCUCGAGGUGGUGGUGCUGUUGCUGGAAUGGUUUGUGGUAGUGCAGAAAACCAACACCGAGACAUCAAGCUUGCUGGAAUCAAGAGGAGUGAGAAGGCCGUAGAGAAAGUAAAACUCUCGAUCCAGAGCUUCCUGAACCCUUUCAACAUGGAGACCAACGAUCUAGUAAUUCUGUCCUCUGGUGCUACUGCAUCAACAGACAUAACUAGAGAUGUGCUGAAGGCAGAAUCAGUUGCAAGCACAACAUCCGACGCACCGUGCUCGGCACCUGCGUCGUGCUGGCCGCCGACGGCGGCGCCAGCAACAGGGCUCAGCCCCAAGGUGACCAUCACCCUUUGCCGGCGUCGGGGGUGCUGGCGAGCCCUCAGCUCGCGGAAGGUGGCCGCCUUCGCCUUCCCGGAGGCGUCCGGCCCCACCUCCGUCACUGCCCCGCUGGACCUGGAGUACCUCUUCAGGUGCAGCGGGAAACCAGACGCCGAUGCCACGCAGAUCAAGAUCUGUGUGGCGUACCGCCGCGGUGCAACUCGCAAGGCCCGCGUUAGCCUGGAGGAGUUCCUGGAGGCGCUGCUGGACGGAGGGCGACCUGGCAGCUUCUACUUGUACAUCUAUGAAGACAAAGUCGGCCUCCAGCAAGCCAGUCAGCAGUUCCAGGCCCUUCCCACAACAUGGCCACUGGAACAGAAACCCGACAAGGGAAAGAAGGCCAUGUAUACUGAAGGAAACACCGCCAAUGAUGAAGACACCUACAACGAAUGGAAAGUUUACCUAGAAAAGGUGUUUGCGGUGGAAGAUCAUGACGAUGACACUUACAAUGACGAUGACACCUACAAUGACGAUGACACCUACAAUGAUGAAGACACCUACAACGAAUGGAAAGUUUACCUAGAAAAGGUGUUUGCGGUGGACGAUCAUGACGAUGACACUUACAAUGACGAUGACACUUACAAUGACGAUGACACCUACAAUGAACGGAAGGAUCUCCCGGAAAGGGUGCUUACGGUGAAAGAUAAAGUCUUUGGCGAGGCGGCGCACGAGGUUGUGGAAGCCUCUGAUGUCGAUGCAACAGAAGAGGAGGAAGCCUCAAAUGUUUCUGCCGCGAAAGAGGAAGAAGAAGAAGCCUCUGAUGCUGGUGACGCAGAAGAGAAAGAAGCCUCUGAUGUUCCUGCCGCAGAGGAUGAAGAAGCCUCUGAUGUCGGUGCCGCAGAGGAUGAAGAAGCCUCUGAUGUCGGUGCCGCAGAGGAUGAAGAAGCCUCUGAUGUCGGUGCCGCAGAGGAUGAAGAUGCCUCUGAUGUCAGUGCCGAAGGAGAGGAGAAAGCCUCUGAUGUUACCGCCGUAGAGGAAGAAGAAACCUCUGAUGUUCCUGCCGCUGAAGAGGAAGAAGCCUCUGAUGUUACCGCCGCAGAGGAGGAAGAAACCUCUGAUGUCGGUGCCGCUGAAGAGGAAGAAGCCUCUGAUGUUACCGCCGCAGAGGAGGAAGAAACCUCUGAUGUCGGUGCCGCUGAAGAGGAAGAAGCCUCUGAUGUUCCUGCCGUAGAAAAGGAAGAAGCCUCUGAUGUUCCUGCCGCAGAGGAGGAAAAAGCCACUGAUGUCGGUGCCACAAGAGAGGAGGAAGCCUUUGACGUCGGUGCCGCAGAAGAGGAGGCACCACUGCACAGAGAAGCCUCUCGAGGCGAAGUCCAUUCACCAGUGACCGUCCCUGCCGCCCCCGCCACAGCUUCCCUCGCCUACCGCAGCCUCACCGUGGCGCAGAGAUUCAUCUCCCGCCUCGCAGGACCCGGUGACCGCCAGCUGGAGGACCUGCGGCGGAGCCACGGCGUCAGCAUCGUGCGGGUCAGGCGAACCCUGCACAUCAAGGGCGACAGGGACGCCGUACUGCGGUGCCACCGAGACAUACGCGACGAGAUCGCCGAGUGGCGGAGGCGCGAGGCCGCUGAGGCUCAGUAAGCGAGCCACAGACAUGCCUGUGACCCGUGACGGCCGCCUUAGCACCAUGUUUCUUAGCAUUUCUUAUCAUUUCUUGUCUUUCUUAUCAAUCUAGAUAUUCUGUUGU
This is a messenger RNA of Eriocheir sinensis (Chinese mitten crab), 3534 nucleotides long. RefSeq lists its product as uncharacterized. Gene Ontology annotation, molecular function: RNA binding. The transcript has 7 exons. Bases 108 to 3428 code for a protein of 1106 amino acids. NCBI's taxonomy places the organism in Eukaryota, Metazoa, Arthropoda, Malacostraca, Decapoda, Varunidae. The record is from RefSeq and is a predicted model, not a curated record.